Messenger RNA from Pelmatolapia mariae (spotted tilapia), 4911 nucleotides. RefSeq names its product CDP-diacylglycerol synthase (phosphatidate cytidylyltransferase) 2 (gene cds2). Gene Ontology annotation, cellular component: endoplasmic reticulum membrane. The record is from RefSeq and is a predicted model, not a curated record. Gene Ontology annotation, molecular function: phosphatidate cytidylyltransferase activity. Bases 144 to 1508 code for a protein of 454 amino acids. The transcript has 13 exons. NCBI's taxonomy places the organism in Eukaryota, Metazoa, Chordata, Actinopteri, Cichliformes, Cichlidae.
GAUCGUGAAUUGGGUGGAAAGUGUUGUUUGCAGAAAUUUAGCUAGGAGCUUAGCAGAGGAGGUGUUAGUCUUAAAAAAAAAAAGAGGUUGUUUGUGGGAGCCGCAGGACCUUCGCUGUUGUCGUCAGGUCACGACCCGCUAAGAUGGCAGAGCUGAGGCACCGUGGACCCAAAGACAGCGAUCCUACGUUUCAGCAGCAGCCGUCAGAGGACAAGGGUUCGGACAAUGAACUGAAGGCAGAAAAAGAUGGGGUGUCAGACAGUGAGUCCAAAGUGGACUCUGGUGUCCCAGAGGUGCCGGUCCCUCCUGACGACACCCCUGAGGUUUUAAAUAAGGCGCUGUCUGGACUCUCUUCAAGAUGGAAGAACUGGUGGGUACGAGGCAUCCUAACACUAGCCAUGAUUUCCUUCUUCUUCUUCAUCAUCUACUUGGGCCCCAUGGUGCUUAUGAUGAUUGUCCUCUGUGUCCAGAUAAAAUGCUUCCAGGAAAUCAUCACCAUUGGUUACAGUGUGUACCACUCCUACGACCUGCCGUGGUUCAGGACAUUGAGCUGGUACUUCCUGCUGUGUGUGAACUACUUCUUCUAUGGUGAGACCGUGACAGAUUAUUUCUUUACACUGGUUCAGAGGGAGGAGCCCCUUCGCAUCCUCAGCAAAUACCACCGCUUCAUCUCCUUCGCGCUCUACCUCACAGGUUUCUGUAUGUUUGUGCUGAGUUUGGUGAAGAAACAUUACCGCCUUCAGUUUUACAUGUUUGGUUGGACCCAUGUGACUCUCCUGAUCGUUGUGACCCAGUCUCACCUCAUCAUUCACAACCUGUUUGAGGGAAUGAUCUGGUUCAUUGUGCCCAUUUCUUGUGUAAUCUGUAAUGACAUCAUGGCCUACAUGUUUGGUUUCUUCUUUGGGCGAACCCCUCUUAUCAAGCUGUCGCCUAAGAAGACUUGGGAGGGCUUCAUCGGUGGAUUCUUCUCCACCAUUGUUUUUGGAAUCAUGCUCUCCUACGUCAUGGCUGGCUAUCGCUACUUUGUGUGUCCGGUGGAGUUCAACAACGACUCCAACAGCUUCCAGGUGGAUUGUGAGCCAUCAGAGCUGUUUCAGCUCCAGGACUACGCCCUCCCCAGUAUGCUGGAGUCUGUCACUGGAUGGACCACAGUGCGCCUGUAUCCAUUCCAGAUCCACAGCAUUGCUCUCUCCUCCUUUGCCUCCAUUGUGGGACCCUUUGGUGGCUUCUUUGCUAGCGGCUUCAAGAGAGCUUUCAAAAUCAAGGAUUUUGCAAACACCAUCCCAGGUCACGGAGGCAUUAUGGACAGAUUUGACUGCCAGUAUCUCAUGGCCACAUUUGUUAAUGUCUACAUUGCUAGCUUCAUUAGGGGCCCUAACCCCACCAAGGUGAUCCAGCAGCUCUUGGCCCUCCGUCCCGAUCAGCAGCUCUACAUCUUCAAUUCCCUGAAGGCUCACCUGACCGAGAAAGGCCUGCUGCCAGCGCUGGAGGAGGCUGCCGCAGCUUAGAGCCUCCAACAACCACAGCUAGCUCGCCCUAAGAGGAGGGGAGAGACGGGAAAGGAGGGCAGCGGCACCCAGGGAGCCCCGCGCACCCCUGGAGCUCUGGGAAGACUCAGUGCUUUUGCGUGAGCAAGAACACAUCCAAGAAAAACAAACCGAAAACCACAAAAUCGACAGCCUUGGGUCAUUCCAUUUCAUGUGGGUGUGGGAGUCAUGCUUGUCUGUGUUCCUACAGUCUGUGAAUCAUGUUUCUGACACCAGUGUUUUCAGCUUGAGUUUGUGAAUUACUGUACUUUAACACAUUUCCAUUACCGUCAACCUCUAUCUAUUUACACUGUUAAACAAAAUGUUGGUUUGCUGUACAUUUCUACCUGUACACACAAUAUCCUCUAUAUAUACCUUAUUAUUGUGUGUCGAUAUUUUAUUGUUCUUUUUUAUUAUUUCAAUGCACUGCUCUCAGCGCUGUUACUCACUGUAUUCUUACUCUACUGCACCCUCCCUCUAAUUUAAGGGUAAUUUUCUUUAUUGUGAGUUUUUCUAUUUAUAAAUAGAUGUUUUUAUAUUUGGUAUGGUUCUAUUAUAUCUUAAUGUUGUCUUUUUUUCUUUCUUUUUUUAAAAAUUCAGGCUAAAUUCACCAUUGCCAUCUGCCAUGUACAUUUUAUGUCUUUGUCUUUUUUCUGCCAUUCAUCAAAGCCUCUCAUGCUUGGCCAAAUCUUUAAGACGUUAUUGUGCCGAAAUCAAAGGUGAAUGACUAAAUUAGACUUGAAGGGGACCUCUAAUGCUUUGUUCCAGCUCUCCACUUUUUUUCUUGGAUGGUACCAGAGCAGCUUUGCGUGAUUCACAAUUCCUUAUUUAUCCUACCCCGGGCCUUGCUGCAGCUCCUCCUCAGUUCAUCCUCGGAAACGAGUUGUUUCAGCUUCCUUCCCUUUUAAACUUUCUUCUGAUUGGCCCCUGCGCAUAAACAGACUUUAUAUCACACUGAGCCAAGAAUAGGGGGGAAAAAAAGCUUUCUAAAGCCAGACAGCUCCCAGAGAUUGCACAUGCACUGACCUCAUGUUUGAAAGGUUAGCCAUGGUUAUUAAUAUGAGCGUCCACCAUUGUAGCAGUGUGUGUAUGAUAACAAAUAAAGGAAAGCAGCACAGGUCCACUUUAGGUCCAUCAAGUCUUUGAGUUCAACUGUUGGUGGUUUUGUGUUUAAGGAGCAUAAAAGCUACGCUAUCUUCUUGUUGCUGUUCAGCAGAAAUGAUGUCACAAAUAGAGCUGGCUAUGUUUGUUUUACAUAUUUUUUACAUUUUUGCGGUCCGUUGCUUGUUGACUGUAAGAUACAGAGGGAUCAUUGCAUUAUGGCUACUCCCUCUGACAGCUGGAAUGUGUAACAGUGCCAGAGUUAGGGUUUCUACACUGCCAUCAGCUGCUUGUGCGUGCUGUGAUGUCACUGUUUUUCAUCGCUUGAGCGCAGCACAAACGGCAUAUCGAUACUGACUGAUCAACUUGAUUUAUUUGUGGCUUGUUGCCGUCUCAUUGGGUGAAACUUUGGCCAAUACAAUCCGUUAUUGUGUACGUAUUGCAGUUCAUUCCAGUUUCCAGUGGCAUUUUUUAUUUUUGCCACUUUCAAGUGUGUUUGUGUGUAUUGGAUUUAACGAUAAAAUAUAAAAGCUGGGACUUCAUCAAAGUUGGCUUCUUUUCUGAUUUCACACACAAUCUGGGGAUGUUUAAGGGCCACUACAUAAUUGUUUUUAUUAAACCUGCCACACAUUGACUCAUGCUCUCGAUCGUUUCAUAAUCUGCAGACAGAUUUUGGUGGAAUAAAGUGGGCCUUUGAGUCAGGAAUACGCUGCUAAGAUGCAUUGUGGGAAUUGUCUGGCUGUUUCACCCUUGGCUUUUCCACUUUUUCUUCCACUGUGCUGAGUUAUUAAAGUUCACAGACAGAUGGAAAAUUAAUCCACUCAGAUUACCGGUGAUUGUUCAGGUGAGAGGCCCUGUAGACAAAAGACUUGGAUGGUGCUUGUACACAUUCAUUGUUUUGUUUCAUGUCUGUACUCAUAGGACAAAACAGCAAUAUGAACGUUCAUGCAGUAGUCAGUGUAGCAGGGAUAUGAUCAUGGAGAGUAAGAAACACAUACUAUUUAUAUUAUUUAUAUAUAAAUAUUUAUUUAUGUUGUCUGUGUGACAGCACGUCUCUAUGCUAGCCAUACAAAUCAGCUGAUACAGUAAACAACUGCUUUAUUUCACCUUAAAUUUCCUCUGAUCUGAUACUCCAAAAAAAAAAGUUAUAUUUUUAAGCAAAGCACUUUAUUGCUACCCAGAUUUAGAUUGUGGCAAUCAAUUUAUAAAAGGGUGACCUUUUUCCCCAUAGGAGCCAUUGUGUAAACCCAGGCAUGGCUUUAUGUGUUGUGUCCUUCCAUUCAUGAUUUCUGUGCUACAUCCAGCUACUCUCCGUCUUUCUGAAGAUGUUUUUAUUUAAGCAAACAGUUUUGAAAGUUACUAUAUUAUACAUUUAUUAAGAGGCUGUUUAGGAAGACUAUUUUGAGUGUUCUUUAGUAUUUUUCUUAGAGGAAUAUUGAAAGUAUUAUAAUUAUUAUUAUUGCCAUAUAGGAAAAAGUGCAGAGAUGACAGAAAGGUGUUUUCUUGCUGUGGCUUUAUUAGUACAUUUGGGUGUUUUUAUUUAACCUUUUCCCUGAUAGCCGUUGUAUGUUCACUUCUGCGUGGAGUGCGACUUGAAUCAGUGUGGAUACUCAUUCUAGUAGGUUCCAGGUAGCUAGUGUCUCAGUAGAAAUAGAUAUCUUGUGAUUUUUGUUGGUUUUUUGAGCCUCACUGUCUCGUUGUCCUUCGACGGUGCAGGUUUUUAAGCCUGCAGCUCUGUACUGCCAUUUCACUGCCUGGUGUUCCAGACGGCCACUAGAGAGAGCUGGAGCUCCUGUGCUGGGUGGAUGGGUUUGACCCUUUCUGACUGCUGUUUGAUACAUUCCAGUACCCCCUAAAGUUGAGAUUUGCUCACAAGCAGGUCAUUUUUAAGAGAUAAUCAUGCCACUUUCAGAGAGAAACCUGAUUUUUGUUGUUGUUUUUUCCCUCUUCCCCUGUUUUCAGGGCACCUACAGUUGGAUAAGCCUCUGUGCUACUUUUAUCAAGACAGUGCCACUUUGCUUUUGUGCAUCCUGCUCAGUCAGGAGUCUCUUUGAAAUAAAAAAAAAAAGGAAUGUAUGGGAGAGAUGUGUCUGUCCCACAUGCUGUGUAGACUCCCCUCCUGCCUUGUGUUAUAUUUUGUGGUUUGAAGUUAUUAUACAGCUAUAUGAUUUCACUAUAUAAUUAUUCAAAUGUGCAAUGGUUUGUGUUGCGUUGUACAUUGUCUAGAGAAAAGCUGUACUCUUUUUGAUGCUGAAAUGUGCUUUGUCUUGUUUCAGAGAAAAUU